Messenger RNA from Komagataella phaffii GS115, 1719 nucleotides. Its product is annotated as Catalytic subunit of the COP9 signalosome (CSN) complex. The coding region runs from base 1 to 1719 and encodes 572 amino acids. The transcript has a single exon. The record is from RefSeq and is a predicted model, not a curated record. Gene Ontology annotation, biological process: protein deneddylation. Gene Ontology annotation, molecular function: deNEDDylase activity; protein binding; metallopeptidase activity. Lineage: Eukaryota; Fungi; Ascomycota; Pichiomycetes; Pichiales; Pichiaceae. Gene Ontology annotation, cellular component: COP9 signalosome; cytoplasm.
AUGGAACACAAUUGUCUGAAAGUCAAUGAAUUGGCGCUCCAGUUGGCUCAAUCACUGCAGAACAGCAAAGUCAGCACAGCUGAUCCUCUAAAGAAGAGGACAAGCAGCUACAGAGGCCUGAGUAGCGAGCCUAUAAUCACAGAGGAAGAACCAACAAUCAAGGGCGACUAUAAUAGAUUUUACAGUCAGUCUUCAGAUAAGCAAGUAUUGGACAAUAAACCAUGGUUGCAGGAUGGAAACUAUUUCAAGACUGUAUACAUUUCAACGAUAGCACUACUGAAGAUGAUGUCUCAUGCCCGGUCCGGUGGUUCAAUUGAGAUUAUGGGCAUGCUGACAGGUAAGGUGUUUGCCAACACAUUAGUCGUAAUGGAUUGCUACUUACUUCCGGUUGAAGGUACAGAGACACGAGUGAAUGCUCAAGCGGAAGGAUAUGAGUUCAUGGUCUCUUAUUUGGAUAACUUAAAGGAAAUCAAGCAUAACGAGAAUAUCAUAGGAUGGUAUCACUCUCAUCCUGGUUAUGGGUGCUGGUUGAGUGGAAUUGAUGUUGCCACUCAGAAUUUAAACCAAAAGUUUCAAGAUCCCUACCUGGCGAUAGUGAUUGAUCCUGAAAGAUCAGUCAGACAAGGAUUUGUUGAGAUUGGAGCAUUCAGAACGUUUGCUGAGCCAGCCGUUGGAAGAUCGUCGUCGUCAGUUUCCUCUGCAAGUGGUGCAGGAAUUAGUGAUGUUGCGUUUUCUUCCGGUAGAAACAGUGCAUCUGGAAUGUCCUCAGUUCUGAGUGCAAGUAAUAUUAGCAUUGCCGAAGAGCUAAGCAAACAAUCGAUCACCCAAAAUGUUUUUGACAGAACUACUACAAAGAUUCCCAAGGGCAAAAUGACUGAUUUUGGAGCUCAUUCAGGAAAAUAUUACUCGCUAGAGGUUAAGGUUUUCAGAUCUCCACUGGAGGAGAAACUACUGGAUACGUUUGGUUCUAAAACCUGGAUUAAAGGUUUAACGAACUACUCCAACGUUGUUAAUGCCGAGGAAACUCAAGUGGAGUUAAUGCAUAAAAUAAUGGAAGCCACGGAGAACUUACGGAAGGAAUCUCCUUCUAAAUUGCCAUCUUUGGUGAUGGGGAACCUGAUUUAUUCAGGUGCCUCUCAAGGAACAACAGGGAACCGCAAGCGCUCAAUGUCCAAAUCUUCUAUUUAUUCGGGUUUACAAGCUUCAUCGGGUAUACCCAGUUCUAGGUAUCCUACGAAGGGAAAAAAUAUGAGUGGAUCUCAAUUCAAUGAUGACCCGCUAGCAAGAUCACUGGAUAAAAUACCGCCAGAUAGUCCAGAUCAACAGUACGAUGGCGCAUUAUCCAUUCAACAACCGAAAAGAGCAUAUAAUACACAUACUUCUAGAGCAGGUGGGUUGGCCAGCGUUCUGUCCUCUGGGAGUAUGGAUCCUCAAAGUUACUCCAUGGUAGGACGAAUGAGUCUAACUAAUCAAUCGCCGGGGACAGCUCUGAGAGGCCUAAAUACACCUCCCAACAAACGACCGCAGAGAAACCCUGGUCAUACAAGCUCAGGUCAAGGAGGAACGCCUGGAGGAGUCAGUCGGUCCAAAGAGAAAAUUAACAAGCCAAUAGGUAUAAGCAUGAUUAGCAAGGAUUUCAAGGUUGUCAUCUCACAACAGGUCAACCAGAUGCUACGUCGUCACGUCCAGAAUGACCUUUUUGGAUCCAAUAGUCCCUAA